AGUUUAUGUUGUGUUAUGUUGUAUUUUCUAAUUGUGUUAUUUGCUUCAUUGUCACUUUGGCUGCAGGGGGAGAUAUACAAAUCGUUUGUUGAGCUAUUUCAAGUGGCCACGGUUAAACCUGCCCCCUAUGGGAUCUGCAACUACCCGUCAUCCCGGGCGAUCUAUGCCGUCGACCUAAUGCUGAAAUGGGACGCUGAUGGUGAUGGAAGGCGGAUCAUGCAGCCUCAGAUUCUGGAGGUGAACUACAACCCCGACUGCGUGCGAGCUUGCAAGUAUCACCCUGACUUUUUCAACGACGUGUUCAGCGUGCUCUUCCUGGAGGAGGCGACCGGACACAAUGUCACUCUCUUGAGCUGAUCCCGUUCGCAAUUGUCACGAUCGCACGGCGCAACGCACAUCGUCGGGAGAACUUGCAGCUUUGAGGCGGGAAACCGGUCGGCAUGUGAAAGACGGCACCAAGUAACGGGGGUAGAAUUGGGCCAUUCGGCCCAUCGGGACUACCCCGCCAUUCAUCGUGGCUGAU
Molecule: messenger RNA, 523 nt
Organism: Leucoraja erinaceus (little skate)
Lineage: Eukaryota; Metazoa; Chordata; Chondrichthyes; Rajiformes; Rajidae
Product: tubulin--tyrosine ligase-like protein 12
Exons: 2
Coding region: 16-357 (113 amino acids)
Biological process (GO): protein modification process
Source: RefSeq, a predicted model, not a curated record